UAAAUGGCAGGAGUAGUUAGUCCCUCAGAUAAUGAACACCAGGUGUUCGACAGAAUGUCAAUGCUAAAAGCCUUCGACGAAACAAAAGCCGGCGUCAAAGGCCUAACCGAUUCCGGACUGCUCCAAAUUCCCAAGAUUUUUGUGAGGCCACCCGAUGAACUAGCUGAGGAAUUAACAUACAAAAAGACUCAACUUCAAGUUCCGGUGAUUGAUCUGAGCGAAAUCGAUGAUUCGGAAAGGCGAAAGAAGAUUGUCGAAGAAGCGAGAAUUGCAUCGGAAACGUGGGGGUUUUUCCAGGUUGUGAAUCAUGGGAUUCCUCAAACGGUUCUUGAUGGGAUGAUCGACGGAGUCCGCCAUUUUAACGAGCAAAAUAUCGAGGAGAAGAAGAAGUAUUACUCGCGAGAUAACACGAGACGAGUGAGAUUUAAUAGCAGCUAUGAUUUGUUUACAUCAAGAACUGCUAGCUGGAGGGAUUCUUUGACCAUUUCCUUCUCUGGCCUUGAUCCCAUUGAUCAAGAUGAAUUGCCUCCUUCUUGCAGGGAACCGGCUUUGGAAUAUUCCAAACACGUCGAAAAUUUGGGAAAUACUCUGCUCGAGAUAUUAUCCGAGGCACUGGGGCUCGAAACGGAUCGCCUGAAAAACAUGGAAUGCUCCGAUGGACACCGCCUCCACUGUCACUACUAUCCGAAGUGCCCCGAGCCCGAACUAGCUAUCGGGACGGGCAAACAUUCCGAUGCCGGAUUCCUCACAAUUCUUCUACAAGACGAAGUUGUCAACGGCCUCCAAGUAUUGUAUCAAGAUCAAUGGGUUGACAUUCAACCUAUUCGAGGAGGUUUAGUAAUAAACAUUGGUGAUCUUCUCCAGUUGGUAUCGAACGGGAGAUUCAGAAGCAACGAGCACAGAGCAAUAACUAGCUACGUCGGACCGAGAAUAUCCGUGGCAUGUUUUUUCUCGGGAAAUAUAAAUAAUUCGAAUAAGAUUUACGGCCCCAUAAAAGAGAUGAUAUCACAAGAAAAUCCGGCAAUUUACAGAGAUAUUAUGUUGGGUGAAUAUGUUUCCAGAUUCCUCGAAGCUGCACUGGACAAUUAUCGUGGUCUCGAUUAUUACAAGGUGUGAAGAUUAACUGUAAGUGGUGAAUAAAAUCAUUCAUUGAGACU
Erythranthe guttata (spotted monkey flower) is the source of this 1157-nucleotide messenger RNA. RefSeq names its product 1-aminocyclopropane-1-carboxylate oxidase homolog 1. The record is from RefSeq and is a predicted model, not a curated record. NCBI's taxonomy places the organism in Eukaryota, Viridiplantae, Streptophyta, Magnoliopsida, Lamiales, Phrymaceae.